AUGGCGGACGUGCAGAUGGGGGAGACGAAGACCUUCGCGUUCCAGGCGGAGAUCAACCAGUUGUUGAGUCUCAUCAUCAACACCUUCUACUCCAACAAGGAGAUCUUCCUGCGCGAGCUGAUUAGCAAUGCCUCGGAUGCACUCGAUAAGAUCCGGUUCGAGGGUCUCACCGACAAGAGCAAGCUGAACGCCGCACCUUGUCACACGGUCUGGCACCAAGGAGUUCAUGGAGGCACUAAACCUCUUCCAACUCGCGUUGCCUCCCUCCCUCAAGCGCCGGUGAAGAUUCAGUCGCUUGCCCAAUAA
Molecule: messenger RNA, 306 nt
Organism: Zingiber officinale
Lineage: Eukaryota; Viridiplantae; Streptophyta; Magnoliopsida; Zingiberales; Zingiberaceae
Product: heat shock protein 83-like
Exons: 2
Coding region: 1-306 (101 amino acids)
Biological process (GO): cellular response to heat; protein stabilization; protein folding
Cellular component (GO): protein-containing complex; cytosol; plasma membrane
Molecular function (GO): ATP binding; ATP hydrolysis activity; ATP-dependent protein folding chaperone
Source: RefSeq, a predicted model, not a curated record